UCUCCCCACUCCCAGCCGGCCCCAGCGCGUCGCCGGGAGGCGCCGCUAGGGGGCGAGAGCGGGCGGAGCGGCGUGUCCUGAGCCGGCUUCCGUCGGGCUCUGAACCGGGCCCGGGAAAAGCCGGGGGCCUGCAGCAGGAUGUGCUCCCUGGCGCUGUUCCCGCCCCCGCCUGCCCCCGGAGAUGUCACCCUGUACGAGUUUAACAACGCGCUGGUCUCCGGCCACGUCUAUGAGACGCUCCCGCUCGCUUUCCAAGACCAGUUGGCUGAUCUGCCUGUCCUAACCAUCCCCAAGGAAACUCUGAAAGCUCACAGCCGGCUGGAGCAUAGCACAAAACCCGCCUUCAUCCACCACCAGGAGACCCUCUGGAAGAGAUGUCUCAAUGCAUGGCGCGAUGUGGGAAUGUGUGGGGUGCUUAACGAGAUAGCAAACGCGGAGGAGGCAGAUCUCCAGUGGAUGAAAACAGGAUCACGCUGGACUUUGGCUCUGUGCCACUGGGUCUCCUCUCUCCACGGCUCCCUAUUUCCCCAUUUGUCACUAUGCAGCGAAGACAUGAUUGCGGAGUUCUCCCAGGCGGUGGACUGGGCUGGCUGCUCCAUCCGGGCUUUUGCCUGGCACCCUCACUCCAGCAAGUUUGCAGUGGCCCUUUUGGACGACUCUAUCCGAGUUUACAACACAAACAGGUCUCCCCACUCUCCAAGUGGGUCCCAGCUGGCAAGUAAAGGCAUCCUUAAAAGAAGACUUUCCCAGCUCCUUCUGAAAUGUGGCCGGCGUUCUCCACAGGCUGCAUCCCCUGGCUGGGCUUUCUUGCCAGCCUGUGCCAAAUCACACCCAAUAACUGCUGGGCCUAGGCUGCCGGCAGCACCGGGCGCGCCGCUUAAACAAACUAGCACGACGGUCCCCAUCCUGAAACACCGCUUGCAGAGGAAUGUGGCUUCAAUGGCGUGGAAGCCACUGUGUGCAUCCAUCCUCGCCGUGGCAUGCCAGAGCUGUGUCUUGGUUUGGCACUUGGAUCCUACUUCCCUUUCCACCAGGCCUUCCUCUGGCUGCGCCCAGGUGCUUGCCUACCCCGGUCACAGUCCCGUCACCAGCCUGGCAUGGGCCCCCAGUGGAGAGAUGCUGCUCUCGGCCUCGCCUGUUGAUACAGCCAUGCUCGUGUGGGACGUGUCCACGGAAAACUGUGUCCCGCUACAGUGGUUUGGAGGUGGUGGAGUCACUUACCUUGCUUGGUCACCUGAUGGCAGCAAGGUGCUAGCAACCACACCCUCAGCAGUGUUCAGGGUGUGGGAAGCUCAAAUGUGGACGUGCGAGAGGUGGCCCACCAUCAAGGGGCACUGCCAGACAGGGUGCUGGAGCCCUGACGGCAGCCGAUUGCUCUUUACGGUCCUGGGGGAGUCUGUCAUUUACUCCUUGUCCUUCUCAGAGUACAGUGGUGAGAUGCAAGGGCAAGUUGGAGGGUCAAAAACGGCAUCUAUUGUGGCAGACCUGUCUGAGACCACCUUCGAGAUGCCAUAUGGGGAGGAGAGGAUCGGAGGGGAAGUGCACUCCAUGGUCUGGGACCCCAGGGGUGAGAGGCUUGCGGCUCUCAUCAGAGGGAAUUCUGAAAGCAGGACAAUCGUUGCUGUGUUUCGUACCCGCAACAGCCCCGUGUUCGAACUCCUGCCAUGUGGCUUCCUGCAGGGUGAGCCAGGGGCUCAGCCGCAGCUGAUCACCUUCCAUCCCUGCUUUAAGAAAGGGGCCCUCUUGACUGUGUGCUGGUCUACAGGGAGGAUCAGCCACAUCCCAUUUUUCUUUGUGAGUGCCCAGUUCCCCUGCUUCAGACCCAGCCACAGUCCUGUUGUGGCCCUGAGCAGCAGCAGUGCCAGUGUGCGGGAGCAGCCCUUGUUUUCGGAGCUGUGAAGAGCGGAGCAGGGGACCCUUGGGCUGGGCUCCAUUUAAACCCUGCUGGGCCUUUCCUUACAUGCUAAUUGUGCUGUUUAAGGAGUUUCCUUUCGCCCUGCUGCUGGGUAACUACUUUUGUUUGUUUGCUCCCUGUAAUGGUUACUCCUCCCCAGCCUCACUGGGAAGAGAGAGAUGGUCCCAGCACAUCCACUGUGGUCAGCUGGGGAGGCAGCAUAUGCUGGACACUGAUGGAUUUUAUAAUUUGUCAAGAGAGCCCCGAGUCUGGAAGGGGAGCAGUUUUGUUUGCUGUAUAAAUUUGAUUGAAGGAGCCAGCACAGGGCAUGAGGCCCUGCUUUUUAAAGUGCUUGGUGCUGUCUGGAUUAAAGAUCACACUUCCAUUCUGGCUUCCGUUCUCUUGUACUUCCCAACGUGACCUGAAUGGCACUUGCUUUGCAACCACAGCAGCUCAAGGCUGUACUUUUGGCUCCCAGCUUCCAAACGGCUGUCUGUAAAAGGCUAAGUCGUAUUUGCGCUGGGGUGGCUCAGAGCCCUGGAGCUAUUUAACCCAGGGAGUUGCUCCUGGCAGGUUUUGAAAGAACUAGCACUUCCCAAGUGCCUUUCAUCAACAGCCACCUGGCCUCAGUUCUGCACUUGGUCACAAAUGGGGCAAGUGUUUUACAGCUUAUGUCUGUUCUGCUGUGUGGGUGCAGGCGUGCGGUAACACCUGGGAAAGCGGCAGGCCUGCUUGGAGCUAGGGGGCCUGUUCCUAUUAGGCACUGCUGGAGGGCUUUAAAAACAAGUGACACCUCUGUGCCAGGUCAGUAUUAUCGCUAUUGGGCUAAACCAAGCAUACAGUGUGGAUCUCCAGCCCCCUCUACUGUCUGGAUUACAUAGUGGUGUCUGUCACAGCCUGAGCACACUUGGGUCUUUCUGUACAGCCAGUGAAGGCUCCUAGUUUGGGAUCUAAAAGAUCCUAGGUUAAAUCCCUCAUACUGACAACUCUCCCAUAGGUGCAAUGUUACAUACAGGUGGGCAACUGUGAGCCUGAAGUGGGGGAGUGAUGCUGCGCAGUCAGAGGUGGUAGUGGAGCCUAAGAGUCCUGCCCGUGUGACAUUGCUUCCUUUCUGUAUUUUGGAAUUGAGUGCCCUGUUCCUGUUAAUGGGAACCAGGUGUCCAAAUCUGCUAGGCAGCUCUGAAAAAUCUCAGUCCAUCUUCCAUAAAAGUAACAGAGCUGUUCCCAUGAGAGAGAAUUCUCAGCCCCCAAGCCAGAGUCUCGCAUGUCCAGGGAUAGUUCAUAAGGGGUGACAGAGAGAGGUGGUGUGUAGGGAUAAUUCUGAAAUUAAAAGAAUUAAAGUUUGGUUAAGAAAAUGACCUAUUUGCUUUAUAGUUCAUGGCUAGCAGGGAGAAGGCCGCAAUCAACAAGUAGAAGGCUGUGAAAAUAAUUAGUAUUGUAGUGUGGGAAGGAUGUAUGGUUCCAAAAGUAACUAAUGAAGAGCUGCAGUAACAAGACAACGAAAAAAUGUCUUAAAAGAAACCUGCACAAACCUUCCCACAGGUCUGCUGGUAAGCAAGGAGGGGAGGGGAGAGGAGAUAAGGGAAGACCGUGGAGGGAGGAAAGUACCAAGGAUAAACUUUCAAAUUUGGUUUUUGCUAAAGCUAGCAAGUUAGCUGAAGGGUCUUUUUCAGACCCGACCGGAUCAUAUUGAGGCACGGCAGGGUGAGAUGGUUUUCCCUAGGACUGGCAUAUUUGUAAGUAUACCGAUCACAUGCUUAUGAAUACUUCGUUACUGUAUUGGGUGUAGGGACUGCUUAGGCAUGUUUAGAGCCAUUGUAUAAAAUACCAUUUGGCCUUUGGAAUUAAUAAAGGAAUUUAUAGUUGAA
This is a messenger RNA of Dermochelys coriacea (leatherback sea turtle), 3762 nucleotides long. RefSeq names its product aladin WD repeat nucleoporin (gene AAAS). Gene Ontology annotation, biological process: nucleocytoplasmic transport. Gene Ontology annotation, cellular component: nuclear pore. Gene Ontology annotation, molecular function: protein binding. NCBI's taxonomy places the organism in Eukaryota, Metazoa, Chordata, Testudines, Dermochelyidae. The transcript has 18 exons. The record is from RefSeq and is a predicted model, not a curated record. Bases 139 to 1899 code for a protein of 586 amino acids.